UUCAUAAAAUAGAGGGUGGGAUUUGCUACACAGGGCAUUUACAGUCUGGCACUGGGACAAGACAACUGAUCUUAUACUUACUGCAGCAGGAACUUGUCAACAUUCCCAGCCAUGAAAGGCAAAAAUCUCAAAGAUGACCUGGAAUUCCUUUUACAAGGAGUAGCUGAUUUUGACAUCCAAGGCAAGGCUCUACCAUCUGACAUAUUCACGCAUGGAUCAUCAGCAUUUCCUAUUGGAUUGACCCCAGAUGGAAAGAUAUUCCUUGCUGGAGCGUGCUAUAGACAGGGCCGAGUAAUUGUUGCUGGCCAUGAAACCUACCUAGGUAGUGAGUUAUUGUCCACUUUCAUGAUCAAUGCUGUGGAAUGGCUUGAUAAAGGACGAAAAGGAGUUAUUGGUGUGUUACCUGAACUUAAAGAUGCAUAUAGGCUUCUGAGCAAGUCAGGACUACAGUGUCAGUUGACUGGGUUUAAGGAAGACCUGAGUGUCUUUGUCUGCACCUCUUACAACGAUGCUCAGUGUAAAGAGAUCCAGGAAUUUGUUGGUGGGGGUGGUGGUCUCUUGAUAGGUGGACAGGCUUGGUCGUGGGCUUUUAAAAAUCCUGACCUCAAUGUGAUGACUGAAUGCCCUGGAAACCAUGUUCUUGGAAAAAUGGGGUUGUGCCUCUUAGGUAAAACUGUAGAGGCUGGGUUUUACAAGGCUCCACAUGUUUUCCAAGAUGACAUAGAAUUCCUUUUACAAGGCGUAUCUGAGUUUGACAUCCAAGGCAAGGCUGUACCAUCUGAGGUUUUGGUGCAUGGUUCUUUAGCGUUCCCUAUCGGACUCACUCCAGACAGAAAGGCAUUCCUAGCUGGAACAUAUUUUGGACAGGGACGAGUUAUUGUGGCCAGCCAUGAAAUUUACCUAAGCCAUGAAUCACUGUCCACCUUCAUGAUCAAUGCUGUUCAGUGGCUUGAUAAAAGGCGUAAUGGGCUUAUCGGAGUAUUACCUGAACUUAAAGAGGCCUACUACUUGCUAAACAAAUCAGGGCUACAGUGUCAGUUGACUGGCUUUAGGAAAGAUCUGAGCGUCUUCGUCUGUACAUCAUACAGUGAUGCUCAGUGUAAAGCGAUCCAGGAGUUUGUUGCUGGUGGUGGUGGUCUUCUGAUUGGUGGACAAGCUUGGCAGUGGGCCCAGGGCAACCCUGAACGUGAUGUGAAGAUAGAUUGCCCUGGAAAUCGCAUCUUGGGCAAGAUGGGAUUGUAUCUCCUUGGUUCAACCAUGAAAGCUGGGCUGUACAAGGCCCCACGGCUUUUCAACUAUGCCCUAGAAUUCCUUUUACAAGGAGUUUCUGAAUUAGAUAUCCAAGGCAAGGCUGUACCAUCUGAGAUAUUGGUGCAUGGUCCUUCAGCAUUUCCUAUCGGAUUCACCACAGAUGAAAAGGCAUUUCUUGCUGGGGCAUACUAUGGAAAGGGACGUGUAAUUGUGGCCAGCCAUGAAACAUACUUAAGCCGCGAGUCCUUGUCCACAUUCAUGAUCAAUGCUGUCUACUGGCUUGAUAAAAAACCCAAUGGGGUUAUUGGAGUUGUACCUGAACUUAAGGAGGUCUACAGCCUGCUGAAUAAGUCAGGACUACAGUGUCAGUUGUCUGGGUUUAAGGAAGACCUAAGUGUCUUUGUCUGCACCUCAUACAGUGAUGGUCAGUCUAAAGAGAUCCAGGAGUUUGUUGCUGGUGGUGGUGGUCUUCUGAUAGGUGGACAAGCUUGGUCGUGGGCCCAUUCCAACCCUGGCCGUAAUGUGAAGAUAGAUUUUCCUGGUAAUCACAUCCUUGAUAGAAUGGGUCUGUGUGUCUUGGAUAAAACUCUCACUGUUGAUGUGUACAAGGCUCCACAGGUGAACCAACAUGGCAUUAACUCUACACAGAUGUAUAAUUUCCAGGAUUUGUUGCAGCAUUUUGCUCAACAUGUGCUUCAGGGCAAGAAGCUGGAAGAUUAUAAACAGCCGUUUCUGAAGAAGCUUGGCAAUGACUGUGUCAGUUAUCUUUGUUUGCAGGCAUACAACUAUGACAUGUACAAGUCAGUAGUUGUACUCCUCACAGACAUGAUAAAGGCAGGGUUUCCACAGGUCUCUCCUACAUGUCCUGUAGAAAGUGCAAAGGAUCACCUGCUACUCCAGGUGGGGAUUGAAUUGUUCAGGCUCUCUGAAGACACCAGUGAACUUCUAUCAUACCUCAUCACAGACAUACCUGAUCUGCCAUCUGUAUCCAAUGCAAGAGUCUGGAUCAGUGCUAGCACAGCAGAUGAUGAAGAAUGGAUAAGCACAGGCCUCUAUCUUUCUCCAGGAAUGAAGACUAAAAUUACAGUGCCCAGGACAAUUGUAGACAAGGGUUGGCAGGUGCAGAUCGGCUGUCAAACAGACGACUUAUGCAAGCUAGAUAAACUGAAACGAGCUCCAGUGGUCUAUGUGCGCUUCCCUUUGAAAAAAGAGAAUCUGCACGUUUGGAAUCUGUGGGGAGGACUCAUAUACCUGAUCGCACCUCCUAGAAGUACAGCACAUAAGAUGGAGGUUGUCAUACAGACAGCCAUAAAAGCACCGUACUACAAGUCUGGAGAGACGAGCGUAUCUGACUGGGUAGCUAAGAUCCGUAAAGCACCAGCACCUUGGGCAGAGCUGGAGUUUGAGAAUCUCAUCAUCACCUUGCCAUCAGAGAUGAUAGGGCAAUUGGAUCGUCCAGACAAAGUGGCCACUCUCUGGGAUUCCAUAAUGAGGGGCGUAGCUGAUUUGGCCGCUAAGCCUGCAAAGUUUUCUCGCAAGGAACGCUUCGUUGCUGAUGUUCAGAUCUCGGCUGGCUUAAUGCAUUCAGGUUACCCCAUUAUGAUGAAGACUCAGAGUGCCACACACUUGGUGAACCCAUAUGUUGCUGGUAAAAGUGAUUUUUGGGGACCUCUUCACGAACUGGGUCAUAAUCAGCAAUGCUCAGACUGGGAGUUCCAGCCACAUACUUGCGAGUGCACCUGUAACCUCUGGCCCGUGUACACACAUGAGGUGGUGCUGCGUGUGAACAGGGAAAAUGCUCACGUGGGCCUGACAGCGGAUAAACGAUUGAGCCGAAUAAAGAAAUACAUCACAGAAGGCAGGCGUCUGGAGAACUGGAAUAGCUGGACAGCACUGGAGACUUACUUGCAGCUGCAAGAAAAGUUUGGCUGGGACGCCUUCAAGAAAGUCUUUGCUACUUACCAUGACAUGAAAAACAUACCAAAAGACAACAGUGGCAAGAUGAACCUGUAUGCUGAAACCUUCUCCAAGGUAGUAGGGAAGAAUAUAGUCCCCUUCUUCAAAGCCUGGGGCUGGCCCAUCCAGCCCAGCACUGAGGAGAAGCUGUCCAGCCUGCCUAAAUGGACUGACCAUCCUCUGGUUCAGUAUGAGUAGCUAAAACAACCAUGUUUCAUAGAGAAUGUUUUUUGUCUCAGAUUAUAAAGAUUUUAUGGUUUGGAUAGUCUUUAAGAGAUCAUUUACAUUAAUUUAUAAAAUAAUGUUUUUUGAAAAUGCUAAAAAAAAAGCAGCUUCAUUAUAAACACUGACGUUCGUGCUAAAGCCUGAGUAGACUGAUAAACCAAUCUAAUGAGAUUCAGUAUCACUCCUUUGAGGGAUGAUGGAACUGAACAGUGUUCUCAGUGAACAUGCUCAUGAGUGAUGAGCUUAGCAUUGCUGUUGUACUGGGCUCGUGCUGUAUUUUGUGGCAAGUUAUAUGUCGUUAACAGAACCACAUAGCUAGCCAUUUUAUAGUCAUAUUUGCAAAAGUUACUGUUAACUUUUUUAUUGUUAAUGGGAUUUUGCUUCAUUUGUGAGACAGCAGUGGGAUUUUUGGAACAGUGGACUGAAGCGGGCAGUGAGAACCAAAGUAACAUUAAUCAAAAUAACAAAAUAACAGCAACGUAAUUUCAAUAAGUGAGCUUUUCAUAAAACAUACUAACAGAGGCAUUUAAGUGUGAAGUGCUAAGUGUGAGUUUUUCCCUGUGUGCUGUUGUGAAUAUGUAUUCUAAAUGUAUUGUAAAAGAAUUGUGAAUGUUACUCACUGUGUAUUGUAAUUGAAUGUGUUACUGAACACAUUUAGAACAGUGUAUACAUUAUUAUAUUAUCACUAUUUUUACGUAUUCUGCCCACAUCUGGUUACAUUAUACACAUACCUACAAGUGCCAUUUGGAAGUGUAAAAUGUCUGAACAUUAAUGUGAAUGCUGAAUUUGCAUUGUGUGCAUUCAAGUCCCUCUCUGUGAGUGUGCCCUCUAGAGGUCAAGCUGAAUAUAAGAGAGGAAGUCUAAUGUCAGGGGUGACCAUCAUGGUGGUAGCCUUUAACCACACAUACACACCUAGCUGCCAGAGUUGCUUGAAUGUGCCUGUUUAGCCGUUGUAAAUGUCUGCCUUUAUUAAAAAAAACUUUAAUUGUAUCUAUUAAUAAUUUGGCUUGUUUUAAGAAAUAUGCUUAAGCCAAAUCAUAUGCGAAUAAAUGUAGACAAUUUGGUAUAGAGUAAGGUAGAAGUAAAGUACUGAAUAAUGGAAGUAGUAAGUAACAUAAUCCCAGCAUAUUUUGAGAGAAGUGUUAAAUAUUAUUUGACUUUAUUUUAUUUUAUUUGCUUUUAUUAACUUUGUAACUUCUGUUCCUUUCUGUUUUGCCAUUUGGGUUAAUAUCAUUUGCAUUUUGUAUGUCUUUUCUUGGGUGAUGUGUGGGGUCUUUGGAGAGCGGUCCUUUGUCAUGUAACGACUCCCAAUGGUUAGCUUAUCUUGACAUCUGGUUAUCUAUACCUCCAAAUCCAGCAACGGGGAGACUGUAAAUUCCUGGGUGGACCUCAACACCUCUAUUUUAAUUACAAAGGUAGAGGCAGCCGGCCAUCAAGUAGGGGGGCCUUUUAGGGUCAUUGAGUCAAAGAAAUAACUGGUGGGGUGCUUUUACUGGAGGGAAUAUAAGUUUGAUGACUGUGAAGACUAUUUCAGACUCACUUGAUGGGAAGACGCGCGUU
Pygocentrus nattereri (red-bellied piranha) is the source of this 4992-nucleotide messenger RNA. Its product is annotated as TRPM8 channel-associated factor homolog. The transcript is spliced from 7 exons. Bases 112 to 3405 code for a protein of 1097 amino acids. The record is from RefSeq and is a predicted model, not a curated record. Lineage: Eukaryota; Metazoa; Chordata; Actinopteri; Characiformes; Serrasalmidae.